Messenger RNA from Hyaloscypha bicolor E, 1017 nucleotides. RefSeq names its product zeta-crystallin. Gene Ontology annotation, cellular component: mitochondrion. The transcript is spliced from 4 exons. Lineage: Eukaryota; Fungi; Ascomycota; Leotiomycetes; Helotiales; Hyaloscyphaceae. The coding region runs from base 1 to 1017 and encodes 338 amino acids. Gene Ontology annotation, molecular function: oxidoreductase activity; zinc ion binding. The record is from RefSeq and is a predicted model, not a curated record.
AUGAAGGCCAUCCGGAUAGAAGAAUUUGUUAAAGACCUGGAAGAGAUCAAGGUAUCCGAGGUCCCAAAUCCUCAAGCCAGGGAGGGCGAGGUUAUUGUGCAAAUCGUUGCAGUCGGUGUGAACUUUGUAGACAUAUUAUAUGCUCGAGGCAAACAUCAAAACAACCGGUCCUUAGUCAGGCCCCCCUUCAUCCUCGGACUCGAAUUCGCCGGGAUCGUGGUAUCUGCCCCUAUCGGUUCUCAAUACUCACCAGGAGAUCGAGUAUUUGGCAGCGGGCUCGGUUCCUACGCCGAGCAGAUCGUCGUCAAAGGAGCCUCGCUCCAUCAUAUACCCAAAGACUGGGACUUCAGAGAUGCCGCUGGCCUUGCAGCGACUGCACCUGUCAGCUAUGGCGCCCUGAUCACUCGGGGGAGGCUUCAGAGAGGCGAGACAGCUCUGAUCCAUGCAGCAGCUGGAGGACUCGGUGCUAUGGCUAUACAGAUAUCCAAGGCCGUUGGAGCAAGAGUGAUAGCCACCGCUAGCUCUCAAGCCAAACUCGAUGUUGCAAAAAGCUUUGGUGCAGACGAGUGUGUAAAUUAUGAAACCAAUCCUGAAUGGUGGAAAGAAGUGCUCCAACUUACCAAUGGGAAAGGUGUUGAUGUUGUUUAUGAUCCAGUGGGACUCGUGGGCGAAAGUCUGAAAUGUCUAAAGCAGAAAGGCCGCAUCCUCGUUAUUGGAUUCGCUGGGACAGAAGGGGAUAUCGAGAGAAUUGCAACAAACAGGAUAUUAUUAAGACAAGCCCAAAUAAUUGGCUAUCGUUUCGGUAUGACCGACCGAACAGAUCCAGGAGAGACGGCUGAAAUAUGGAGAGGGUUGAAAGUCAUGUGGGAAGAUGGUCUACUCAGACCAACGGUCUUUGAUCGAAGCUAUAGAGGAUUGGAAAGCGUGGUCAGCGCGAUGAAGGACCUUCAAGCCCGAUAUGUUUGGGGCAAAGCAGUGGUGCUGCUGGACCAUGGCCGCCAUGGGUCGCGAUUGUGA